AUGAAGAUGGUGGAGGAGAAAGCACUCAAGUUUAUGUUCAUGGACUUAUCUACUCUUGAUGCCAAGGCAAAGGCGUAUGUCAAACUUUGUCAUGAUGGAAUGCUCAUGAAGAAGCAAAUGCUCAUGAGAAGCAUGAUGGGAGGAGGAAUGAGAGGUCCCAUGGGAGGAAUGGGAGGUGCCAUGGGCGGAGGAACGAGAGGAGGAAUGGGCGGGUACAUGAACAUGAUGGGAGGUGCCAUGAAUGGUGCAUUUGGUGGAAAUGUGGGAGGUGGCUUUGGUGGCAACAUGGAUGGUGGCUUCAGUGGCAUGGGAGGUGGCUUUGGGGGCAAAAUGAGCGACAUGGGAGGUGGCUUCGGCGACAACAUUAUGAGUGGCAUGGGAGGUGGCUCUGGCGCAACAUGA
Messenger RNA from Aegilops tauschii subsp. strangulata, 402 nucleotides. NCBI's taxonomy places the organism in Eukaryota, Viridiplantae, Streptophyta, Magnoliopsida, Poales, Poaceae. The record is from RefSeq and is a predicted model, not a curated record.